Molecule: messenger RNA, 591 nt
Organism: Knipowitschia caucasica
Lineage: Eukaryota; Metazoa; Chordata; Actinopteri; Gobiiformes; Gobiidae
Source: the annotation of a GenBank genome assembly
AUGUGUCCGACUCGAUACGUGUCAAAUGUUCUUUCAUGGAAUCAGCGCCCGCCUCUGCCCCGCCUCUGCCCCCGGCUCUGUCCCCGGCUCUGCCCUGGCUCUGCCCCCGGCUCUGCCCCCGGCUCUGUCCCCGGCUCUGCCCUGGCUCUGCCCCCGGCUCUGCCCCCGGCUCUGCCCCCGGCUCUGUCCCCGGCUCUGCCCCCGGCUCUGUCCCCGGCUCUGCCCCCGGCUCUGCCCCCGGCUCUGUCCCCGGCUCUGCCCCCGGCUCUGCCCCCGGCUCUGCCCCCGGCUCUGCUCCCGGCUCUGUCCCCGGCUCUGCCCUGCCUCUGCCCUGCCUCUGCCCCGGCUCUGUCCCCGGCUCUGUCCCCGGCUCUGCCCUGCCUCUGCCCUGCCUCUGCCCCGGCUCUGCCCUCGGCUCUGCCCCCGGCUCUGCCCCCGGCUCUGUCCCCGGCUCUGCCCUGGCUCUACCCUGCCUCUGCCCCGGCUCUGCCCCCGGCUCUGUCCCCGGCUCUGCUAUGCCCCCGGCUCUGCCCCGGCUGCGGACGCUCAUUAAAAUGGUAUUUGAGUUGUAGAAUUUAUUUGGGGACAUAG